AUGGGUCUAAAUGGGAGCCAAUCAUUUAAAGAAGACGAUGGUACCUGGAAAGGAAAUGACGAUGGCAAAGUAGUUAAUAAUCAACCUCAAAGAGUUAUGGAUGAUAGAAAUGGAAUGAUGGCACAAGCUGGGUAUAUUGGAAGAAUAACAAAUGAUGCACGAGAAGAUGAAAUGGAGGAAAAUAUGGGUCAAGUAAACACAAUGAUAGGAAAUCUAAGAAAUAUGGCUCUAGAUAUGGGUUCUGAACUUGAGAAUCAAAACAGACAAAUAGACAGGAUCAACAGAAAGGCUGAGUCUAAUGAGGCGAGAAUAGCUGUUGCAAACCAAAGGGCACACCAGCUGUUAAAGUAAAUUAACCGUCAAACUUUUAUUCUAAAACAGGCCUUUUAGUUCAAAAUGCAUCGAGUUAAAUGAGUAUCAGUUACUCUUUGUUAUAUUUUUAAAUUCAUAUUUGUAAGCAUAUUUUUUUUAAAUUACAUAUAAAUGUACAUACAUAUGUACACAAAAUUAUACUAUUACUUUGAUAAAUGAAGUUAUGUUUAUGAGAGGCGACGGUUUUGAAAACAUUUUUUAUAAUUUUUCAAUUAACAACCCACCCUCCUGCCAGAGUAUAUAUCGCACACCUAGUUCAAAAGUGACACAACACAAAAUUUUAAUUUUUUAGAAAACGAAAAAUAAGUUAUACCAAUUGAAAUAUAAAAAAAAGAAGACAGAGUUCUAUAUUCGACUGGACUGAAUCUUAUAUACCUACUACGUAUGUUUUAAAAAAGAGUUUUUAAUUUUUAUUUAAUUAUAUAAAAUUUAAAUUUAUUUUAUUUUUGUUUUUUCUGAUAAUAUUACAACAAAGUAGAAAAAACAAUAAUAAAUAAAUAUUAACAUAAUUUCUAGUACAAACCGCAUUUUUGUUUCAAAUAUAAACCGUAUUACGCAGAAACCAAUACAACUGUAUUACCAACCUUCAAACAAACAUAAGCUGUAUUCAAUAGGAAACUUCAAACAAACAUAAGCUGUAUUCAAUAGGAAACUUCUCGAAAGCAUGUCUGACAGAAUUAUUCGGAUCUCGAAGGUCUUCUAAAAACUGAUUUCAACAAACAUACAGAAGGACGGACAGAUCGAAAGAAGGAUAUAUGUAACUUAAUCGACUCCGCUACCUGUAAGGAUCCAGAAUAUAUACAUAUAUAUGUAAAUCAUGGGGUCGAAAAAUUAUAUUGUAGAAUUUACAAAAGGAAUGACGUAUAUGUAUAUACCAUUCUCAAUUUGUCAUGUUCAAAAUCCCAAUAUUUUUGUAAUAUCAUAUAAACGUUUGAUAUGUCAAUACAAGCGACUUUCAAAGAGCUUUCCCAUGAUACUGAAUUUGCAUAUGUAUAUUUUCUUUGAAAGAAAAAUGGAAAAAAUUAUGAAAACCUCAAAGAGGGACUUUUUUAUCAAUUGUUCCAGCUCACCAAAUAUUGUGAGUCAAAAAAUCUUUGAAUGACCUUAAUUUUAUUUUAAUUUCAGGCAGGGCAUUAGCAAUUUACAUAUACUUUGGGGCUACCCCAUAGUUUAAGGCUUAAAAUUUAAACUGUUAUCGUAUAAACGUAAAAAAAAUUAAAUUUCGAGUUGAGUCACUUUUGAAUAAGGUGUGCGAAAUGUACUUCGGAGAUUAAUAUGUGAUUGGGUUGUUCGUUUUUACAUAAUUUUGUCUUAAGUUGAAGAAAAAAAGAUUUAAAUAUAUUGUCAUCUAAAAUACAAAUGGACGAACUUUUGGAUUGACAAUGAUAGUACAUUGCAAAAAUAAAAAAGAAAUCCCUUAUGAAAAAUACCUACUUUAAGUAUUAAAGUAAUUAAAUAAAAAGCUUAACAAAAAUAGUAACACAUCAUAAAAAGUUUUGGAACAGAUUGUAUUUCUGUACCUUUCGAAGUUAUCGAUACGAUAUGUAUGUAUGUAUGUAUGUAUGUAUGUAU
This is a messenger RNA of Lucilia sericata (common green bottle fly), 1944 nucleotides long. Its product is annotated as synaptosomal-associated protein 25. Gene Ontology annotation, molecular function: SNAP receptor activity; syntaxin binding. Bases 1 to 351 code for a protein of 116 amino acids. NCBI's taxonomy places the organism in Eukaryota, Metazoa, Arthropoda, Insecta, Diptera, Calliphoridae. The record is from RefSeq and is a predicted model, not a curated record. Gene Ontology annotation, cellular component: plasma membrane; SNARE complex. Gene Ontology annotation, biological process: synaptic vesicle priming; synaptic vesicle fusion to presynaptic active zone membrane; exocytosis. The transcript has 4 exons.